Strongylocentrotus purpuratus (purple sea urchin) is the source of this 3496-nucleotide messenger RNA. It is a transcript of the gene hnrnpl, whose product is annotated as heterogeneous nuclear ribonucleoprotein L. Gene Ontology annotation, cellular component: nucleus. The record is from RefSeq and is a predicted model, not a curated record. NCBI's taxonomy places the organism in Eukaryota, Metazoa, Echinodermata, Echinoidea, Camarodonta, Strongylocentrotidae. The transcript is spliced from 17 exons. The coding region runs from base 16 to 1740 and encodes 574 amino acids. Gene Ontology annotation, molecular function: mRNA binding. Gene Ontology annotation, biological process: mRNA processing; regulation of RNA splicing.
CUCCGCAAUUUUACUAUGGCGCCCUCUACGGGAAAAGCUUAUAAGGUCAAGCGCAUGCGCUUAUCUUUUUCAUCAAGCAACAUGGAGGCCUAUCAGAAUUACGAAGGACAUGCUACAAAGCGUCAAAGAACAGAUACAGGAGGAAGGGGAAUACAAUCUGGAGCAAGGGAUUUAUUUGACGAUCAGCACAAGCCUCUGCCAUCAUGCGUUGUCCAUGUAAGCAAUCUCUCUGAGAAUGUUAGCGAUGCUGAUCUGGUUGAAGCCCUGCAGCCCUUUGGACCAAUUAGCUUUGUCCAUCGUAUUCAGAAGGGUCAAGCACUAGUGGAGUUUGAAGAAAUGAAGAGCUCCAAAAGUUGUGUUGAAUUCACACAGGCUCAUCCAGAUAACAUCAUCAAUGUUGGAGGAAAGCCAGCUUUCUUUGACUACUCCAACAGUGCCAGGAUCAUCCGACCUGGAGAAAAUGACAGCGAAGCAAACAAUGUACUUCUCAUGACAGUGGUUAGGCCAAAGUAUAGAAUCACCACGGAUGUCAUUCAUACCAUCUGCAAAGGAUUUGGAAAUGUCCUCCGCAUUGUCAUCUUCAAGAAGAAUGGAGUCCAAGCCAUGGUGGAGUUUGACACCGUCCAGAGUGCCACUCAUGCCAAGCAGAACCUGCAUAACUGUGACAUCUACUCUGGUUGCUGCACUCUCAAGAUCGACUUUGCAAGGCCUAAAACCCUGACUGUCUACAAGAAUGAUGGAGAGACAUAUGACUACACCAACCCAGGCUUGAAUGCAGCUGCACAAGGGCGUGCCCUUCUUGAUGACCCCCCUGAACCAGCUUACAAUGGACCCACCACCAUGAGGAGGGAGGGUCCAGGAGGUGGACCUCCUCAGUAUGGAGAAUAUGAUCACUCCGCAGGAAUGCAGGGUCCAGGACCCCAGGGUGGGCGACGCGGUGGACCUCCAGGUUUCCAUGAUCAGGGCUUUGGACCAGGAGGCCCCCGUGGCUACCCGGCUGACAGGGGGGACUUUGGUGGGUACGGAGGUGGACACCAAAUGAUGGGCAUGCAGGACCCUCAGAUGCACCAGCUAGGCAAUGGUAAUCCAGUGGUGAUGGUCUACAACAUGAACCCCGGUCAGAUGAACUGUGACAAACUCUUCAACCUUUUGUGUCUCUAUGGCAAUGUGAUCAAGGUCAAGUUCAUGAAGAGUAAGCCUGGCUGUGCCAUGGCAGAGAUGUCAGAUGCCCUGUCUGUGGAGAGAGCUAUCACUAACCUCAGCAACAUUGAGUUCUUUGGCUCUGCUGUCCAGCUCUCCUUCUCCAAGCAGAACUGCGUUGCCUUGUCUCAGGUGCCAGGUGAGCUUCAUGAUGGGUCACCUUCCUGCAUGGACUACACCAAGAGCCGCAACAAUCGCUUCAGGAACAAGGAGGCAGCAAGCAAGAACCGUAUUCAGCAGCCAUCCAAAGUUCUGCAUUUCUUCAAUGCCCACCCAGAAAGUACUCCACAGACCAUCAAGCAGGUCUUUAUCAAUGCUGGUGCCAAAGAGCCGACCGCUGUGAAGAUGUUCGACCAGAAGUCUCGGGUGCAAGAUUCCUCCAAAGCUGACCGAAGCAGGACUGGAUUAGCCGAAUGGAAUGACCGAGCCUCUGCAGUGGAAGCCCUCUGUGUGGCUAACCACACCAACAUGGAGAAUCCUGGUGGCAAAUGGCCUUACAUUUUCAAGCUCUGUUUCUCCAACAGUCCACAUGCCCAGUAAAAUGCCAUCAAUUUGUUUUCCUCAUUGCACUUCUUUGAUGUCUAGUAUCAAAACUUCUACGAGAAUGGAAAAUGUAUCGUAAAAUAUAAUGUGUAGAUUCAAUACCAGUUGUUCAGUGGUCACUUUAGAUUUUCAUUUCAUGCACUACUAGUAUCUUACAGAUAAGUCUAGUAAGUGGAGGCAAGAUUAUUUUGUUAUUUACAAUUACACUCGAAAGUUUAUACAAAUAGGGAGGGUUAUUGUAUUCUAUGACCAGAAGGCUGUACUAUCAUUUAACAUUUACAUUUUUCAGAGGGCAGUUUUGCUUCGGAUCAUUCAAGCAUUUUAUAUUGUGUACAUUUAUGGAUGCACACGUUUCCAAUACACUUGUUCUUUUAUGUAGUAUUCAGUUAAAGUUGAAUUGUUGUGCGUCAUUUUUAGAUACAUGUAUGUGUACAAAAGUGUAGGUUGGAGGCUAUGUUUUUUUUCAUGGAGGAGUAUAAUGUAAUUUAUCCGAUUUCUGAUGUGGGAUAUGUACAAAGAUUCUUACACCAUACAUUUAGGUCUGUCAUCAUUUUAUCACAAAUUUUGUGAAUGCAAGUAUCAAAUCAUUGUUUGUAUCAUUGCAGAAGUAUGUAUGUGUUUUGCAGCCCGUUUUGAAUUUUUGUAGAAACUAUCCUUGUAAAAAUGAUAAACGUAAAUAAUCACAUGAGCUACCGAACAAAGCCAUUUAUACCCAUGUCAUGACAAUAAAUGUUUAUCUUUUUAGUAUUGAAUGUACACAUUACUCAUUUAUUUGAUGUCUUACACAUAUAUCUCCACUUCAUGAUCAAUUUUGUGUACAUGUCACAUGCCCAUUUAUAUGUACACUUGUAUGUGCAUUUCUCUGACUCCAAUCUUAGACAUGUACGUGUAUGUGCCUUUAGAAAAUGCAAGAGCAAGCAACCUUGGUUGUAACACAUACAUCUGUUUUAAUCAUUCAAAUUGUUGUAGUUCGUUUCUUGUUUUUGUUUAACCAACCAAACAUUGCAUACGCAUGUGCAUUAUCAUGAUCAAAUAAUGUAGUGAUGCCACACAUGUGUAUCUUUAGAAGAAAGUGGCAUUUGUACUUCAUAUAGCAUACAUGUUUCAGGCCGACCAAGGGAGACUGGCCCUUGUUUAAUAAAGUUUGACCUUUAUAUUGCUUUUAAGAUCUUGCAUUUAUGCUAUAUUGCACCUGUCAUAUCUUGUCCUAGGUGCAGGGCCGCAUAUUUUCUUGAAUGGAGUACUAACUUUAUGUUGUAACUGAAAUCUUCUGCACAAUAAAGUCAUCAGAACACCAUUCAAGAGGAGAAUACAAGAGUUGUAUUUUAUCAGUUUCUUUUUUUAAUGAUAAUGAUGAGAUAACUAGAUCAGAGUAAGCAUGGUGAAAUUGAACUCAAAAUACUGAUGAUGUCAUACUUUAGACAGUUUAAAUGUCAUGUAUUUGAGAAUACAUUUACACCAUACCUUUAUUGAACUGGUACACCAUCAUUUGCAGGUUGGAUUUAACUACUAUAGUUAUCAAAAACAAGUGAAAUUUCAUUCUCUGAUACAUCCCAUUUACCAACACUGUUCGUAUUGAUCUGAAGUUCUAAGUUUGUGUUUCUUUUACCUCCAAUCUUUCCUCUCAUUCCUCUUUGGAAAAAACCUUUCAUGUUUUGUUUUUCUGUCUUGUAAAUGUGAAAAACGUGAUUUUUAAAAUGUACUUUGCCCCUAUCAUUGCAUUUAAUAAAUUCAUCUCUUUACCGAUGAAAAA